CUGAGUUACAUAAGGUUUUGUAUACACUGCAUGCCUGAACAGUAAACAGCAAGCAGCGACAAUGGGUUCCUCUUCUGCUCUCUUCGUGUCACUGGCUCUCGUGGCUCUGGCGGCAGUGAUCUUCGCCAUCCCAUCACCUCUGUCCUCUGAAGAGGAGAGUGGUGAAGUUGCCAACCUUCGAAGUGGCUGCAUGGAAGAAGAUGGAGAGCUGAAAUGCCGAGGUGCGCAGUUUAAGAACCAAAUAAUGACUGAGGAACAAUGUGCUGAACAAAAUCUACCAUUCAUCCCAGAAUUGAUGGUCUGCGAUAACAGUACCGCAAGUCGAGAGGCCAUCAAUGCUCACAGAAUACAGCAACAGAACAAGAACAAGAACAAGAAGCCAAACAGGAAGCCCUAGACUAACCACUAAGACGAUGAAAUUCACCUCUUCUCCCUGUUCCUCUCUUUUUUUUUUCCCUUUACUUCAUUAUCUUCCUUCCACUUUCUGCUUUCCUUUUUCUUUGUCUCUGCCCAUACAUUCCUAUACUCUUUGUCUCUCUUUAGUGCGAUCAUCCACCACCUCAAGGGACAUAAAGACCAACCAUUUCCAUAUCUCCACUGGUCUGCGGGGUUGCUGUCAGACUGCGCCUCACGCCAGUCUCCUCACCUCGCCCCAGAAUGCCAGCUGCCCAUCACCCUGGCUAAACUGAACACAUACAGCUGGCGUAAAGAGAAAUACCUUAUCUCUGAACACGUUGUUGUGUGCUGACGACUUCCUGACGAUGAUACGAGAAACAAAUGUCCUUCAUCGCCUUCUACUAAAAAAAAAAAAAAAAAAAAAAAUGCACCUUGAUUAAAUUUCAGAGGCACGACAGGAAUAAAUCGAGUUACUGUUACGGUAAUUGGUUCUGAAGUGAAUAUUACAAAAAAUGAUAAUAAUGAUAAUAAUGAUACUGCAUGUAACGGAAAAAUGUCAUUCGUGUUACGUAUGAGUACGUACUACAUGGAAUGGUGUGUUGUGUGCGCACCUUUUUUUUUUUGGUAUUUUUCGAUUUGGUUUGCAAUAAAACUUUUUCGAUCAAGUUAAAA
Molecule: messenger RNA, 1068 nt
Organism: Portunus trituberculatus (swimming crab)
Lineage: Eukaryota; Metazoa; Arthropoda; Malacostraca; Decapoda; Portunidae
Exons: 3
Coding region: 62-397 (111 amino acids)
Source: RefSeq, a predicted model, not a curated record